AUGGCUCCUCAUCAGGUCCACAAUGGUCGGCAGCAGCGGGAGCAGCAGAAGCAGAAGCAGGGCUCUUCGGCAGGAGGCGACGGCGGAUUGGGAGGACUAGGCAAGACUCCCAAGAACUGGAUCAUGGGUAACGAGGCGUUUGAGGCGAGGAUGCCUCAUCAUGAGGGGAUCAAGGCACUGUGGGAGACCAAGUGGAAGUUCCCAUGCUCCAAAUCCCUCUACCCCUUCCACGACGGUCUCUACGAGGACUUCGCCGCCUCCUUCGACGCCCUCAUCAAGGCCAACCUCAACGACAUGACCUCCCCCGAGUGGACCAGAACCUUCCUCUCCACAGGCAUAGCCGAACAGCUCAUCAUCGACGGCAACCGAGUCAUGACCCAGCACGACAAGCUUCCCCGCAUCGAGGCAUUCCAGAGACGUCAACUCCGCGAGCAGGCCUCGGCGCUCUACCUCCGCGCCUGCUGCAUCUACCGCAUCGCCCGUUUCCCCUACAUCACCUCUUUUCCCAACGUCAACGACCAGGAGAAGUGGAACGCUUGGGAGAAGCAGAAGGCAGCUUACCUGAUGGCCGGCGAAUUGUGGGAGGACACUCCCCUGCAGGAGAUCAACGUCCCCUUUCUUCAAAGAAAGGCGGCACAGGGCGAGAAGGAGAGCAUUCCCGUCUACGUCCGGCUUCCGUCCAGUUAUCGCGGAGACGGUGGUUCUCCCGUCGUCAUCCUCAUGACUGGUCUCGACGGGUACCGUCCCGACAACACGGUUCGGUGCAACGAGUUUUUGGCGAGGGGAUGGGCCGUCGUGGUCGUGGAGAUCCCCGGAACGGCGGAUUGUCCUGCCGACCCCGCGGACCCGGAGAGCCCCGACAGGCUGUGGGAGAGUCUGCUGCAGUGGAUGGACACGUACAACCAGAAACCGCAUCCGACCUACGAGGAGGAGUGGAUCAAGACGUUUGAUAUGAAGAGGGUCAUGGUUUGGGGCCUGAGUGCUGGUGGGUAUUAUGCGGUCAGGAUCGCGCAUACGCACUCUCGUAGACUGGCGGGCGUGGUGGCGCAGGGGGCGGGGGUGCAUUAUUUCUACGAUCAGAAGUGGUUGGAGAGGGUGGAUGGGCAUGAGUAUCCUGCUCAACUCACUCCUGCUUUUGCUAUGAAGCAUGGAUACAACUCCGUCAAGGAGUUCAAGGCUGGGGUGCAGAAGAAGUUCUCCUUGUUGGAGAACGGGAUCUUGAAUAAGCCUUCGACUAGGCUUUUGUUGAUCAACGGUACCCAAGAUGGUCUGAUGCCCAUCGAGGAUUCCAUGAUGCUGAUGGAAUACGGCUCGCCCAAGGAGGCCCGUUUCUUCACUGGUGCUUUGCACAUGGGAUAUCCCCUGGCCAACUCGGCGGUCUACCCUUGGAUGGAGAGCGUGAUCCGCUCGGUUAGAGGUUAA
Molecule: messenger RNA, 1422 nt
Organism: Sordaria macrospora k-hell
Lineage: Eukaryota; Fungi; Ascomycota; Sordariomycetes; Sordariales; Sordariaceae
Source: RefSeq, a predicted model, not a curated record